CGACAUCCCUGCCACGACUGGGUGCGACCGCUGCUCCGCUGCCGGGAAACCUUCGGGGAGUACCACCACCUCGUUCGUGACAUGAGGCUGGACGACGGGGAAGACUUCUUGCAAUAUUUCCGAAUGACGAGGCAGAGAUUUGACCACCUUCUCUCAUUGGUGGGCCCACUUCUCCAGAAGAAGACAACCUUCUGGAGGAAACCAAUUUCCCCAGCGGAAAGGUUGAGCCUGACAAUCAGAUACCUUGCUCAUGGAGGGUCUCAGGUAAUAUGCGGUUCAAGCUACCGGAUUGGACGGACAACAGCAAGCGAAAUAAUCCAAGAGACAUGUCAAGCCCUGCGUAAGGUUCUGGAACCGCUGUACCGCCCUGCACCCAACACUGCGCAGUGGGAGCGCAUUGCAGCAGAGUUUGAACGGCAAUGGAAUUUCCCCAACUGCGUCGGUGCCUUGGACGGCAAACAUGUGGCCAUCCAGGCUCCCCCUGGUGCAGGGUCGGACACUUAUAAUUAUAAGGGGUUUCACAGCAUCGUGCUAAUGGCCAGCUGUGAUGCCAACUAUAAAUUCACUCUGGUAGAUGUUGGCAAGCCAGGACGCUACAGUGAUGGUGGCGUCUUUCGUGACUCCGACAUGGGAGACGCCAUCCUCUCAGGCACAGCAGGCCUCCCUCCGCCAGGGCCCUUGCCGGGGACCAGGACAAAACUGCCGUUUGUGUUUGUGGGCGACGAGGCGUUCCCCCUGCUCACCAACCUGAUGCGCCCUUUUCCUCUAAAGAGCCUGAAGUUGUUGCAAAAAGUCUUCAACUACAGGCUUUCUCGAGCGAGAAGGGUCAUUGAAAACACGUUUUGGAUCCUCGUCGCACGCUGGCGCAUCUCCAGACAACCGAUCCAGGCAUGUCCCGCGACACUGGAGGCGGUUGUCUGGGCAUGCGUCAGCCUCCACAACUACCUCAGGGUAUGCGACGAGGCAGAAAGGGGGGAGCGCCUCUACUGCCCUGCUGGCUACGUUGAUAGCGAGGGCUACCUGGGCGAGACAGUGAGAGGCCAGUGCCACACUGACAGUAGUGACGGCAGUGCUCUGUCAGAUGUGGGCCAACUAAGCUCAAACAUGCAUGCGAGCGAUGCCAAAGGCAUAAGGCACAAGUUCGCCAAAUUCUUCUGCACUCGCCUUGGAGAGGUAUCCUGGCAAUAUAGAGUAGUGUUCCGAGGAGCAGCACCUGUUAACCAUUAG
This is a messenger RNA of Ixodes scapularis (black-legged tick), 1227 nucleotides long. RefSeq names its product putative nuclease HARBI1. Bases 82 to 1227 code for a protein of 381 amino acids. The transcript has 4 exons. NCBI's taxonomy places the organism in Eukaryota, Metazoa, Arthropoda, Arachnida, Ixodida, Ixodidae. The record is from RefSeq and is a predicted model, not a curated record.